AUGAACCUCCUAGCCUCGCUUACUGCAUUCCUCUCCCUCCUCUCCCUCAUCACUGCUGCCCCGGCGGAUCACGUCGAUGAGGCCACCCACUCCGCCGUCUCGGCCCUGCAGAAGCGAGACCCCGUUAUGUGCACUCCCACCGGAGACGGCUACUGCAACUUGGGCAUUGCAACCUACUCUCCGUCCGGCACCUUCAGACUCCGCGAGGUGUAUAUUUACGACAGAUACUGCAAGGAGAUUGGGACCCGGCCCCUCAACAACGAAACGGGGCAUGUGUCCGUCUACUCUCUGCUUCCCUGGACUGUGGAGGUGAAUGUCACCGAGGCUGGAAUUAUUCCCGGGGGAUACUUCUGGUACGCAGGGCGGAAGACAGACCUGGGAAAGAACAUGUACUGCAGGAACUGCUCGGGACUGACGGACUGGGAGUGCUGUCAGGCUGCCUUUGACUGCCAUUAG
Messenger RNA from Aspergillus heteromorphus CBS 117.55, 456 nucleotides. RefSeq lists its product as uncharacterized. The coding region runs from base 1 to 456 and encodes 151 amino acids. The record is from RefSeq and is a predicted model, not a curated record. The transcript has a single exon. Lineage: Eukaryota; Fungi; Ascomycota; Eurotiomycetes; Eurotiales; Aspergillaceae.